AUGACUGGACGCGGAAAAGGUGGCAAGGGCCUCGGCAAGGGUGGAGCCAAGCGUCAUCGCAAGAUUCUUCGUGACAACAUCCAAGGUAUCACAAAGCCUGCUAUCCGUCGUCUUGCGCGUCGUGGUGGUGUCAAGCGUAUCUCAGCCAUGAUCUACGAAGAAACCCGUGGUGUCCUCAAGACCUUCCUCGAGGGUGUCAUUCGCGACGCGGUUACAUACACAGAACACGCCAAGCGCAAAACUGUCACCUCGCUCGAUGUUGUCUACGCCCUGAAGCGACAGGGUCGGACGCUGUAUGGCUUCGGUGGUUAG
Molecule: messenger RNA, 312 nt
Organism: Venustampulla echinocandica
Lineage: Eukaryota; Fungi; Ascomycota; Leotiomycetes; Helotiales; Pleuroascaceae
Exons: 3
Coding region: 1-312 (103 amino acids)
Biological process (GO): nucleosome assembly
Cellular component (GO): nucleosome
Molecular function (GO): DNA binding; structural constituent of chromatin; protein heterodimerization activity
Source: RefSeq, a predicted model, not a curated record